Messenger RNA from Rhinopithecus roxellana (golden snub-nosed monkey), 2370 nucleotides. RefSeq names its product solute carrier family 2 member 9 (gene SLC2A9). The transcript is spliced from 9 exons. The coding region runs from base 444 to 1190 and encodes 248 amino acids. Gene Ontology annotation, cellular component: membrane. NCBI's taxonomy places the organism in Eukaryota, Metazoa, Chordata, Mammalia, Primates, Cercopithecidae. Gene Ontology annotation, molecular function: hexose transmembrane transporter activity. Gene Ontology annotation, biological process: monosaccharide transmembrane transport. The record is from RefSeq and is a predicted model, not a curated record.
ACCUGAAAAGUGAACCAUGAAACUCAGUAAAAAGGACCAAGGAGAAGAUGAAAGUGAUUCAGCGAAAAAGAAAUUGGACUGGUCCUGCUCACUCCUCCUGGCCUCCCUCGCGGGCGCCUUCGGCUCCUCCUUCCUCUACGGCUACAACCUGUGAGUGGUGAACGCCCCCGCCCCGGAAGCACACUUUGCUGGCUAAUAAUGGGUUUGCAAUUUCUGCUGCAUUGCUGAUGGCCUGCUCACUCCAGGCAGGAGCCUUUGAAAUGCUCAUCCUGGGACGCUUCAUCACGGGCAUAGAUGGAGGCUUCCAGACGUUCUCGGGUAAAGCAGAUGUUUCCCGAGAGGUAGAGGAGGUCCUGGCUGAGAGCCGCAUGCAGAGGAACAUCUGUCUGGUGUCUGUGCUGGAGCUGCUGAGAGCUCACUACGUCUGCUGACAGGUGGUCACCAUGAUUGUCACCAUGGCCUGCUACCAGCUCUGUGGCCUCAAUGCGAUUUGGUUCUAUACCAACAGCAUCUUUGGAAAAGCUGGGAUCCCUCCAGCAAAGAUCCCAUAUGUCACCUUGAGUACAGGGGGCAUCGAGACUUUGGCUGCCGUCUUCUCUGGCUUGGUCACUGAGCACCUGGGACGGAGACCCCUCCUCAUUGGUGGCUUUGGGCUAAUGGCCCUCUUCUUUGGGACCCUCACCAUCACGCUGACCCUGCAGGACCAUGGCCCCUGGGUCCCCUACCUGAGUAUCGUGGGCAUUCUGGCCAUCAUCGCCUCUUUCUGCAGUGGGCCAGGUGGCAUCCCAUUCAUCUUGACUGGUGAGUUCUUCCAGCAAUCUCAGCGGCCAGCUGCCUCCAUCAUCUCAGGCACCGUCAACUGGCUCUCCAACUUUGCUGUUGGGCUCCUCUUCCCAUUCAUUCAGAAAAGUCUGAACACCUACUGUUUCCUAGUCUUUGCUACAGUUUGUAUCACAGGUGCUAUCUACCUAUAUUUUGUGCUGCCUGAGACCAAAAACAGAACCCAGGCAGAAAUUAGUCAGGCAUUUUCCAAAAGGAACAAAGCAUACCCACCAGAAGAGAAAAUCGACUCAGCUGUCACUGAUGAUAAGACAAACGGAAGGCCUGAACAAGUUUCCUCUUCCACGUUGGACAAUUAUGUCAAAAACAGGAUUGUCUACAUGGAUAAUCUCACUUUUCAGGAAACUUAAAAUUUACCCAUUAUUGGGAGGCUUAAAUGAAUUGAAGCUGUGCAAGUCUUUUGUAUUAUUAAGUAUUUAAAAGUAAACCUGUACUAAUCUAACAUUGCAACUAUGUUAGCAUUAUUCACAACUGAAUCUCCCAAACUCUUCUGGAAGUUGCAAGGAAUCACUCUAUGUUUCACUGGACCCAACGUUCUUCUAUACAGGUUGAUGACCUGCCUUCUUCAUGACUCAACCCACGAUUUCAAAAUGAAAUUGGGGAAAUAGUAUGUUAAUGCUUUAUCAAAGAAAGGCAAUUUGGUCUGAUAGGGGACUCAACACAUUAGAAAUCACAGACUGAGGUUCUAGUCCCAGCUUUACCACAAGCAGCCUUCAUCUGCCCUCAACCUGGGUCCCAGUGCGUCAAUGACCCUAGGCUUCCAUCCCAGUAUAGGCUUUCAGAAGUCAGUGGAAAGAUUAUUCAUAGUGCCUAAGAAAUGCCUGUUUCCAAUAUUUGACCUUGUGGAUCUCAGGCUUUGGAGAGCCUAAUACCAACCCACCAGCCUGCAGAUUUUGUCUUUCCCAAACUGUGUUCCAGGAAUGCGCCCAAGACUUCAGGGCUGACGCUGUCCUUGCCCCAGACUAUUAGAGUCCUGUGUGCUCACAGAGAGCAUGAAGAAAAGCUAUGUGCAGAAGACUUAACUUUCUAGUAACUGCAACAGGGACUGCAAAUUGACCUCUAUCCAAAUGAAAAACAAUGUUGAGGAUGAUUGUAAAGCUAAACCUAGGCUUGGUGGGAAUAAAAACCCAAAAAACAUUGUGAUGAAUUGGUGAUCUCUGCCACAAGUGUGGGGCUCAGAGUGUCAGCACAUGUACUUCAUGUUUACCAAGUCUAGAAGAGAUUUCUCUGAAAAGGAAAUGAACUGUCUUGAAAGAUGGGGAGUUCACUAUCACUCAGAGUGCUCAAGGGAAGACUGGGUGAUUACUCAUCUUGAAUGUUGCUAAGAAAAUCUGUGUCAACUUUGGAGGAAGGUGUUUGGAAUAGAUAUGUUGAAGGGCUCUUCUAACUCUUACAUGCUAGGAUUGUUUGGGUAAGAGCCACUUGCAGCCUGCCAUUGUAAUGUGUGGCUUGUGUUUUGAGUGAUGUCCUAUACUUGCUUCUAAAAUGAAACAAAGUGUCCUAAAGUAAAGUGCACUUGUAUUAGCACCA